AUGCAGAUGCACCUUCUUUCUCAGCAGUUUCACACUAGAGAUACAGAAAACUCCACAGCUUGUCCAGCAAAUGCUACUAUUUGUGAUGGGGCAUCUUGUGUGCUACCAGAAAGUACUUUCAAUGAAACUUUGAGUGUAGUUUUAAGUACUGUUCUGACAAUCCUGCUGGCUUUGGUGAUGUUCUCCAUGGGUUGCAAUGUGGAACUUCAGAAAUUCUGGGGCCACAUAAAAAGACCCUGGGGUAUUUUUGUGGGUUUCCUUUGCCAGUUUGGAAUUAUGCCUCUCACAGCCUUCUUGCUGUCCCUGGCCUUUAAUGUGCUUCCUAUUCAAGCUGUGGUGGUGAUGAUCAUGGGAUGCUGUCCAGGGGGCACAGCCUCUAAUAUCAUCGCUUACUGGGUGGAUGGAGACAUGGACCUAAGCAUCAGCAUGACAGUUUGCUCCACAUUGUUUGCAAUGGGAAUGAUGCCACUUUGCCUCUUUCUUUACACCAAGAUGUGGACUGAUUAUGAUGCAAUUGUACUCCCCUAUGACAGCAUUGGAAUUUCACUGGUAUCUCUUGUAAUUCCUGUUUCAUUCGGGAUGUAUGUUAACUACAAAUGGCCUAGCAAAGCAAAAAUCAUACUUAAGGUCGGUUCCAUUGUUGGAGCAGUCCUCAUCGUACUCAUUGCUGUGGUUGGGGGAAUACUCUACAAAAGUUCCUGGGUUAUCUCACCCAAAUUAUGGAUCAUUGGCACCAUAUUUCCAGCAGCUGGCUAUUCUCUGGGAUUCGUUCUGGCCCGUCUAGCUGGUCUGCCUUGGCACAGGUGUCGUACAGUGUCUCUGGAAACAGGCAUGCAAAACACUCAGCUAUGUUCAACUAUAGUACAGCUCUCCUUCACUCCUGAACAACUUGAACUUAUGUUUACUUUCCCACUCAUCUACAGCAUUUUCCAGCUCUUGUUUGCACUGAUACUUUUAUUUGGCUACCGUGUUUACAGAAGACACCGGGUCAAAACAAAGACAGAUGUUGAGAAAACAGAGGAAAAAGAGGAUUCAAAAUCAGUCUCAUCACAUGCUAAAAUAAAUGGAGGAUUUGUAUCAAAUGAGACCAAAUAG
Molecule: messenger RNA, 1095 nt
Organism: Pogoniulus pusillus (Red-fronted tinkerbird)
Lineage: Eukaryota; Metazoa; Chordata; Aves; Piciformes; Lybiidae
Gene: SLC10A2
Product: solute carrier family 10 member 2
Exons: 6
Coding region: 1-1095 (364 amino acids)
Biological process (GO): bile acid and bile salt transport
Cellular component (GO): apical plasma membrane
Molecular function (GO): bile acid:sodium symporter activity
Source: RefSeq, a predicted model, not a curated record